AUGUCCAGCGCCGUGGGUGAGAACACACUGGUGGUAGCGUUGGUGAGGUUCUCCAAGGCUGCUGCCUGUGCAGCAGGGAGGAGCUGGGUGCUUAUCUCAGGAGCUGAAGGCUUCACCCUGGGCCAGCUGCUCCCUUCCCACCACCCCAGGAUUGACUUUGGGUCCCCGCAGCGGCUGACGUGUCUCUCACUGAGGAGAGAGUCAGAGCAGGGUGGUGUGGCAAGGAGAGAGCAAAGCAGCACCAUGGGCACCCCGCUCUUCCUCUCCCUCUUUGUCAUCCUGCUCAGCAGGGGCUCCCCAGCAGCGUGUGCUGGAGACAACAGCUCUGCAUCCCACGGUACAGCUGGCACCAGCGAGAAACCUAUUGCAUUGAACAACAUUGUGGACGCUGAAGCUUUCAUCAGCAGUGAGGAGGUGACAGUCAUUGGAUUCUUCCAGGAACCGGAGAGCCAAGAAGCGUCCCGGUUUCGCCUGGCUGCCGACCGGAUCCCGGAGGUGCCCUUCGGCCUCAGCACCAGCCCCGAUGUCUUGUCCCACUACGGCGCCGCGGCCAACACCGUCACGCUGUUCCGCAGGGUAGACAAUGCCCGCAGGGAUCUGGAUUUGAACAACAAAGACAUUGAUGCUGAGAAGAUAACUCGUUUUAUCCGGAUGAAUGAGCUCCGCCUGGUGACAGAGUACAACCCUGUGACGGCAGUAGGUGUGAUGCAGAGUUCGCUGCAGCUUCAUCUCCUCCUGCUGACAGACAAGAUGUCCCCAAAGCACUCUGAGCGAAUGAGCAGUUAUCGGGCAGCAGCAGAGCUCUUCAAGGAUAAGAUUCUCUUUAUCCUGAUAGACAGCAAUUUGCAGAGCAAUGAGCACACAGUGUCAUACUUCAGACUGAAGAAGUCCCAACUGCCAGCUCUAGCUAUAUUCCAUGCACCAGAUGAGGAGCAGGAUGUGUUGACUCUGGAUGAAGUCUCCAUUGAGCGAAUACAGGACUUCUGUAAUCGUUUCUUACAAAGAAUGCAGGAGAAAGAAGACAAACCUGAGGAGAAGGUGCUCAAUGAGGAACUCUGAUCCUUUCUUAGCCAACAGAGUGACUGUGCCCAGAGUCAUCUGCACCUGGUGUAUGAAGAGUUCACUGGGCUCCACAGCUCAGAAAUUCCUUGGAUGGUAGGAUUAAGGGGCUAAGUCAGUCAUGGAUUCCCGUCUCCGUGCUAUGUAGAUGUAUGUUUUCUGUCCUCUCUAGGAACCUCUUCGCCCUUCCCGCUUGUUGGCUCUAACUCACUCUUGUCAAUACUCCAGGAGCUCUGGUGUUGCCUACAUUGUGUCUUUCCUUGGCACCUCUGUUGAAGUAAAGGAUAAUACAGCAAAAUAGCAAUAGCAGAGUUAAAACUUGUAG
Molecule: messenger RNA, 1384 nt
Organism: Colius striatus (speckled mousebird)
Lineage: Eukaryota; Metazoa; Chordata; Aves; Coliiformes; Coliidae
Gene: ERP27
Product: endoplasmic reticulum protein 27
Exons: 7
Coding region: 1-1059 (352 amino acids)
Biological process (GO): protein folding; response to endoplasmic reticulum stress
Cellular component (GO): endoplasmic reticulum
Source: RefSeq, a predicted model, not a curated record